CCUGGCAUGGUGCCCGCCUGCCGCACCAUCUAUUUAACCAGCCCGUCCCUGCCCACUCCCCAGCCAGCAGCUCACCCCGGCAUCUCCGCGGCCAGGGACAGAGCUGCAAACCCACCCCCGAGCCCUCUGCUGCCCAGGUUAGGUGGAUCUGUCGCGGCUCCGACACCAGCCCCCCCUUCUCUCCAGAGCCAUGGACGUUCGUCUUGUCUUGUGCCUCCUCUGGGCUCUCCUAGCUACAGCCCAUGCACGUCCUUCCAGCUGUUACCAGAGCACCCCCGGGGAAAGUAGCAUCGUGAGGAACUGUAGGAGUUGGGAAGAUUCUUGCAUCACUGCCCAGGAGGUGAACACUAUCGGGGGCGUGGUGAACACGGGCAUCUUCCAGUCCUGCACCCUCAGCUGGUUGAGCCUGGAGGGUGACCUGGACUUCGAGUUCGGGGGCGGCGUCUACGUGAGGAUCCACUCUGAGCUGUGCAGAGAGACCAACUGCAACACGGGGGCGUUCAAGGAACGCCCCCAAAUCAGCACCGUGCCCAAUGGAAGACAGUGCCCGUCGUGCUAUGCCCCAGGAUCCCACCGCUGCCUCCACAACAAGAUCCUGCACUGCCAGGGGGCUGCCAACCACUGCGUUGACGUCACCGGGAUGCUGUCAGAGAAAAACACCAACACCGAAAUCCCUUUCGCAGCCAGAGGAUGCGCCACCAAGGAUGUGGCCAAGAUCAAAGCUGGGAUGGGCCUGGAGUCGGGCGUAUACAUCUAUCAAAUCGCGACCAUCCAGUUAAGCCCGGCCCCCAAAAUGGAGACAGUGGACGGCUUCUGAUGCCCUGCUGAGCUCCAUCCCACUGGCACGCCCCCGCUUCGAGCUAUUCCCUCCCACUCCACCCCCAGGCCUGUCCGGGGCUGGCCCCCCAGCUGUGACUCAGUUUUCCCCCACCCAAGGGGGAAUAAGGGUGCCAAGCCCCCUUCAUAAAGCGCUUUGAGACCCAUGGGUCCAGGGCACAAGCCAGAGACCCAUUAUGGGCUUUGCACUAAGCGUGACGAGCUUAAAAACAGGCCUGAGUAUUAGAGACCCAUUAGCAGCUUCUCCCCAGAGCGUGCUCUGAGGGGUAAAGCCCAGGUGUCCUGGCUCCCAGCCCCCACUGCUCUAACCCACCAGCCCCCACUCCCCUCCCAGAGCUAGAGAGAGAACCCAGGAGUCCUGGCUCCCAGCCCCCCUGCUCUAACCACUAGUCCCCACUCCCUCCCAGAUCCAAGAACAGAACCCAGGCAUCCUGCCACCCCUCCACCCUCUGUUCUCACCCUCUGUAUUUCCACAUGCUAAUGCAUUGAAUAAAGCUGCAUCAUAAAUCCAAAUUCCCUGCAGAGCACCGUAGGGGCCAUAAGGAAGCCAACCUAGCCCUGGUGUAGCCAGCGCUGAGUCGACAGGGAGAAAUCAGACGUCCCAGCUCCCGCCUCUCGGGGAGAUGGACUAACUCCGGCAACGGACGCACCCCGCCCCUCGGCGUAGUCGUGUCUACACUGAAGCGCUACAAUGGCGCAGUGGCCGCAUUUCAAGUGGACACUAGGGUGGCCAGGUGCCUGGUUUUCGACCGGGAAGUCCAGUCCAGUC
Molecule: messenger RNA, 1606 nt
Organism: Chrysemys picta bellii (western painted turtle)
Lineage: Eukaryota; Metazoa; Chordata; Testudines; Emydidae
Source: RefSeq, a predicted model, not a curated record